GCAGGCGGCGGCCGUGGUGCGACAGCCUGCGCGCGCAGCCCUGCCGACGUUGUGGCCGCGCGGCCCGAGCCGUCGCGCCGUCAACCAGCCAACCAAUAGCCCGACCGAACUCGCCACGAGCGCGCGCCGCCGUCUCCUUAUUGACGCGCAAACGUGAUGCACCUCUACGGGUGAUACCCGGACCCUCAACAGUGCCGCACAUUUUUUUGUGAACAAUAUUUUACAGAAAUAAUCACUAAAGAAGCCAGAACCCAGAGCGCCGAUCUAAUACAAUUUACAUUAUCAGUGGCUGAAAUAGCUGAAGCGUACAAUCAUAUGUCACAAGGGUCAUGGCGAUAAUGGACGCAAGGGGGCGGAUACUACAUCUAUAGGCAUGGCAGACUGCAGUGUAGAGAGUGGCGGUUAAAGCAGCGGGCAGAAUGUGGGCGCGAGUGUCGCGGGCGCUGCGGCGCGUGGCGCUCCUGCUGCCGCUGGCGUUGACGGCGCUGGCGCUGAUGCUGCUGCCGCGACCGCCGCCAAUGACACCUGUUCGCCUGCCCUCCGCUCCCGCUCAGUCGUCGCCGCUGCGCGAGGAAACACAUCACCAGAACGCGCUGAAUGACAUCGCGGAAAGUGAGGAGAACGCCGCGGCUGUGGACGACGUGUCAGACGUGGCGCACCGGCCGUGGUUCAUGAAGGGUGGCGAACAGCGCCCGUGGCAGACCGACGCGCACAACGCCAGGCUGUUCCCCGAGGAUGCGCUGGGCGAAGACAGGAUGGUCGAACAGCUAAUGUACACCCUACCAAAAGACGAGGAGGUGCCGAUAAAGAAGAUCUUGCUCGCGAACGGGCUGGGCGCGUGGGGCGUGCCGAGUGGCCGCACGGAGUUCCUCCGCAACAAGUGCCCGGUGGACCGCUGCACGCUGUCGGCUGACGCUCGCGACGCGGGCUCCGCUGAUGCAAUCCUCUUUAAGGAUCACCACACGCCUUUUAACGUCAGGCGCCCGCUCAACCAGAUCUGGAUCCUGUACUACCUGGAGUGCCCGUACCACACGGCGUCGCUGAGACCGGGCUCCGCGGGCGUGUUCAACUGGACGGCCACGUACCGCCGCGACUCCGACAUCGUCACGCCCUACGAGCGCUGGGUCUACCACGACCCGCUCAUCACCGAGAACAAGAUGGAGAGGAACUAUGCCGCUAAUAAGACUAAAAAGGUGGCGUGGUUCGUGUCGAACUGCCACGCGCGCAACCGGCGGCUGCAGUACGCGCGGCAGCUGGCCAAGCACAUCUCCGUGGACAUCUACGGCGCGUGCGGCUCGCACCACUGCCCGCGCGCCGACCCCAACUGCCUGGACAUGCUGGACCGAGACUACAAGUUCUACCUCGCCUUCGAGAACUCUAACUGCCGCGAUUACAUCACUGAAAAGUUCUUUGUCAAUGGAUUGCAACACGACGUGUUGCCGAUUGUGAUGGGCGCCCGACCGGCGGAGUACGCAGCAGCAGCGCCGCACAACUCGUACGUGCACGUCGAAGAAUUCGCGUCGCCGCAGGAGCUCGCCGCCUAUCUCGACAGACUCGACAAAGAUGAUGCCCUCUACAACUCCUACUUCAAGUGGAAGGGCACGGGCGAGUUCAUCAACACGUUCUUCUUCUGUCGCGUGUGCGCCAUGCUGCACGCCAGCGAGCGGCGGCAGCGCGCGGCGCACGCGCAGCGCGCCGACGUGCAAGCGUGGUGGCGCGACGGCGCCUGCACGCGCAGCGAGUGGCGCGCCGCCAUUGCCGCGUCCGCCGAGUACUCCGACACCCAGGACAAGGGCUAGACCAUCCGGCACCCCGCAACCGGUAGCGCCGACCCGGGUUAAAGACGACUACGUUUCAAGAGGCGUACGAUUGUUUUUACGGACCGGUGGUCGUUCCACGUCGAGUCGUCUGAGAAGACGCCCCGAUGUCUUUACACGAGCGCUUUUUCUACAUUCGUACGAAAGAGAGAUAGAGUUCCCGGCGGUAUUUCGGAAUGUCACAUACUGUUUCUGUGUACGCGCAUUGAAAAAAGUCGCUCGUAUGAAUUCAAGGGUAACGCGCAUAGGUUUGGAUCGAUUCAAAUGUCUAUCCGUAGGCCUCGCUUUGUGCAAUGUAUUUGGUUAUCGUUUUUUACCAGAUUCGCCAAUUUAGUUUUGCUGGUAUUAAUGUUUCUAGGGUACGGACUGCGGAUGCAGGCAUCGAGUUCUAGUAUGCAUCGCUUACUUAUCUCAUAAAGACAUAUUAUACUUGUGCUCACACGUCCAUUACUAGUAAUAGUUAUGCUAAGUUACAUAUGACCUCACUGUUACUCAUAAAUAAGUAUGUAUGUAGACACUUAAAACUGGUCACGCAGCAAAUUGGCGCCCACCGUGGGGCCAGUAUUUUUUUCUGACGACACAGACAAUAAAUAAAGAAAAUAUGCACUGUGAAAAUAAACGUGUUAAUCUCACUUGGCAAUAUAUCCAACGAUAGCCUGUCCAAUAUAACACAAAACUAAAUUACCGCAAUAAGUGCAGUACAAUAUUGCACAAACUACCGUUAAAGAAAUUGCUUGUUUAUUGAGUUUAAUACUUAUUUGUAUCUACUUAAAUAUUUUUAUUAUACUAUUGUUAUAUUUUUGUAGUAUAAGUAUACCUACCAUAGUUUAUGGUGAUGCUAAUAAGAUAGCACAAAGUACCCAAGUACUUGAUAAUAGAAAAUUACAACAGCAUAAUGAAAUAUGCACUAAGCAACAUAAAUUUAGUCGCAAUUAAUUUCACUUCUUUAAGAAGGUUUUUCCUUUAAGCAUUUAUAUUUUUAAUAAAUUGUGUAAGUUACUGUUGUUUAUGUUUUAUUUUAUAAUUAUAAUACAUAAGAUUUGUAGCGAUUGAGGUAUGAUAUACAUAUACCUACCUAAAAUUGGUUUAUACUGAAAUAUACGAAUUACUAAUACGUUACGAGCUUCAUUUGGAGACAGACAAUUGAAGACUUAGUAAAUGCUAGGAUACGAAAUAACUUAAAACAUAAGGUACUUAGUGUACUACUACUACCUAAAUGUGCCCAGAAAUAAUCCUCCGUAGUUUUAUAAUUUACAAAAUUGUCUUAGUUGCCCUCAAAACUCUACUUUUUUUUUACUUGUUUCAGCCUAUUAUUAUAUUUAACUUGUAGCACAAAUACGAAUAUGUUAAAUUACCGUAAGUAUGUAGUAUGUGACUUGUUAUUUUUUGUAUAAAAGCAAUCAAAUUUGUUUGUUAGUCGGGCCAAGAAUACUCUGUAGCGAUUUUGAUAGCACAGGCUAUGCAAGUGUUAUUUUAAACGUCACAAUUUCUGAAAUUUCACGUUUAAAAUAACACUUGCACAGUCUGUGCUAUCAAAAUCGCUAGAGAGUUAUAUUGGUCCGACUAAGUGUUUUAACGCACUAAAAUGUAAAUAUUAUGUUAUUUCUCUAAAGUUGCGUUAUUAUCUUAUGGGAUGGUUGGUUUUGUAUUAAGUAAAUUAAUUUUCAUAUUUUCAUAGCAUGUAAGUCUAGAAAAAUGUUAUUUAUAUUAUUUAUCAGGGUAUUAAUUACCUACUUAAUUAUAAACAGCCUACUGGAAAAUUAUCGAAGUUGUUAAUAAAUGACUACAUGGCACAGAGACUAAGUGGGCCCCUAACGUGUGUUCUGUUUAAUCAAAGUAAAUACCUACAAGAUUAGUAAGGUUAUUCCCACUAGUUACCAGUGGUAACUACUGGGAAUUUAUUUCCCACCUUUUGUCACUGGUAACAUCCUGUAUUUAUACUGUUUUUAAUAGUAUUGAAAUCUUACAUAAUUUUAGUGGUAACUACUGGGAAAAAAAUCCCACCUUUUACCAGUGGUAACUACUGGGAAAAAAAUCCCACUAGUUACCACCAACUCGGUUUGGUCCCAGUAGUUACCACUGGUAACAACUUGGUGGUAACUAGUGGGAAUAAGCCGAUUAGUUUAGUUACUAUCUCAUAGUUAUUACGAUGACAAGGUAGUACCUACUUAAAUUAUCAUUUACCUAUGAUUUAAUAUGAAUCACAUUUACAAUCGGGUCUAUCGCGAAUUUAUUUUGUUACCUUUAUUUACCGACGUUUCGACACAGGUUUCACUGGUCGUGGUAGCGGCUAACUGACGUCCCAGCAAAAUGUCAAAACAGAGAUUUGUGUGACUACCCAACAAAGAAAAAUUGUUAUAGCAAUUUCAUGUUCCAAAUGUGAAAAUUCAUUUACGCGAUUGGCCCUUAUUAGGUACUUUAUUUACUGUUAUUAUAUGAUUAACUAUUAUUAUUUUUAUAUACCUGAGUUGGUUGCUGACUUCUGUGAUCAUUCGCAUUUAAUCUACUAUUCUACAUUCCAAUUAUAAUCAGUUUAUUUUUUACGCGAUUUUCCUAGAAAACAAAAAUACCUAAUCCUUUGUUUUUGAUUUAAUUAGGCAUGUAUUAUGUAAUUUUGACAGUUUUGCCCUAAAUCAAAUUUGCAUUAGGUACACCCAAAGAGAAUUAAGAAGACAGUGCUCACUCCAUACAUCGGUUUUGGUACCAAAAAGACUAUUAUUUUCGUAGUCUACAUCUAGCGUCAAGUAGCGGAACUAUCAGUACUGCUACUCGACACUAGAUGUCACAUGUGUCGCGACACUCGCGACUGACGAAAAGUGUAUUACUCAACAAUUUGUAACUAAUAAGUAUUAUAAGCAGAAGGAGUUGAAAAUAAAGUUCCGGUUAAUCCGGUUAUAAUAUUAGCUGAAAAUCGUUAAGCAUUACUUUCCGUUUGUCGCAACAUCUAUUGUCGAGUAGCAGUACUGAGAGUUCCACUAGUAUGACGCUAGAUGUAGACUAAGAAAAUAAUAGUAUUUUUGGUAACAAAACCGAUGUAUGGAAUGGAGUGAGCACUCUAUGGCUUCUUAAUUCUCUUUGGUAUUACUACACCACUUCCUCAUACAUUCUUAACACACAUCACAUAAAAGUGUUUGGUGUCACAAAAUAAUUAUGUAUGAUAGAUGUGCCUGCCAUUUAAAUAAAAUUUAAGUAUAAGCCAAAGAUAUAUCUAUGUAUGAAAAACUAUUGUUACUUAUGUUAAUUUAUAGUAAGCAUCUAAGGUAUGAAUGUAGUAAGAAAUGCAUUGAUGUGCCUAGUACCUUGUUUACCAAAAAAAUUUGCAUUUAUCACUUGUCAAUCUGUAUCAAACAAUGUUCAUUAGCAUUACAACUGGCAACUAACCAACUUAUUGAAUUUACAAAACAUGCACAUGUGCCACUUGUAGUUGCAGUUUGUGUCCUUCAUGACACAUAUUAACAUUGUUUUGUAUUACACAAAUAUACUUCUAUUUAUUGUUAUAGUUAUAUAAGUAGAAAGAAAUCUAGUUUUGUCAAUGUAAAAGAUAACACUGAGGUGAUGCUUUAUUAAAAACUUUCAGUUAUCAGAAAACGCUACCUACAAAUAUAAAAGUACUACUAUUUAUUUGUCCUACAAGUAAGUCAAGUAACGCAUCAGCAUACCGAAAGUUGCAAUUAGCCCAUUGUAGAAAAUUGUAGAACAUUGAAAACAAAAAUUCAAAUUUAUUGAUAGUAUUUUAAUAACAUAACUGUAUCUAACAUUCAGAGCAAGCAAGGACUUCAAUAUUGACUGGUAAAUUUUCCUUGUUUAAAUUCAAUUUUAUUAACCAAAAAAGAUACCAACAGCAAAAACAUUAUUUACAAAUUGUUACAUAAUAUUUAAAAUAAAUAUCAAUGGUUAUAAAGUAAAAACCAUUAGACUUUGUUAAAAAAACAUGUUCAAACAAAAAUGUGCUUAUGCAGUACAAUAUACCAACUGCUGAUUGACUCCAUUGUAUCUAGCAAUCACCAACCUAUUCAUAGUGAAUAAAAUAAUUCAAAUGAA
Molecule: messenger RNA, 5858 nt
Organism: Cydia strobilella
Lineage: Eukaryota; Metazoa; Arthropoda; Insecta; Lepidoptera; Tortricidae
Gene: FucTA
Product: glycoprotein 3-alpha-L-fucosyltransferase A-like
Exons: 9
Coding region: 420-1799 (459 amino acids)
Cellular component (GO): membrane
Molecular function (GO): fucosyltransferase activity
Source: RefSeq, a predicted model, not a curated record